Molecule: messenger RNA, 3112 nt
Organism: Sciurus carolinensis (gray squirrel)
Lineage: Eukaryota; Metazoa; Chordata; Mammalia; Rodentia; Sciuridae
Gene: Slc25a40
Product: solute carrier family 25 member 40
Exons: 13
Coding region: 390-1406 (338 amino acids)
Biological process (GO): mitochondrial transmembrane transport
Source: RefSeq, a predicted model, not a curated record
GAUGCCCUUUUUGCUUCAAGUCCCGGCUCUCUGCUCCUUUGGUUUCAGGUUCCGGCACAUCCUGAAGAAUCGUUGUGGUUCAGUGUUGACCGAGGGUGGUGGAUGCAGUUGGCAGCAGUCGAGGCCGGCCAGCCUGCCGCCAGGCUCAUUCUCGCCUUCUAGGUUUGCUGGGCCCACUGGCCCUCCAGCCGUCUCUCCACCAGAUUUCCAGCUACUGAUGUUACAAACAAUAAAAUAUGGGAGCACAGAAUUAAGGAAAAGACUUAAGCAAGUGCUGCAAUUAUGUAAGAGAAAACGUUGUAUUUCGAGUAAAGGAACAUGGUGUAUGCAAUCUCCUUUUGAAUGACUCAGAAAAAAUAAAUGAUUUAUUCUUCAAUUAGUUUAAAAAUAUGGAUCCUGAAAAAGUGGGCUCACAGACUGUGAAAGUAACACCUUUUCAGCAAAUGCUUGCCUCUUGUACUGGAGCUAUAUUGACAUCACUCAUGGUGACACCGCUGGAUGUUGUUAAAAUUCGACUCCAAGCCCAGCACACCCCAUUCCCCAAAGGAAAAUGUUUUGUGUAUAGUAAUGGACUCAUGGAUCAUAUGUGUGUCUGUGAAAACGGGGGCAACAAAGCAUGGUAUAGGAAGCCAGGAAAUUUCCGGGGGACAUUGGAUGCCUUUUUAAAAAUCAUUAGAAAUGAAGGCAUUAAAUCCCUGUGGAGUGGCCUUCCUCCUACACUAGUGAUGGCAGUCCCUGCCACAGUUAUUUAUUUUACCUGCUAUGAUCAAUUAAGUGCUUUUCUGAGAUCUAAAUUAGGAGAAAAUGAAACCCGAAUACCAAUUGUUGCUGGAAUUGUGGCCAGAUUUGGUGCAGUAACUGUGAUAAGUCCCUUAGAAUUGAUUAGAACCAAGAUGCAGUCUAAGAAGUUUUCUUAUGAGGAACUGCAUCGAUUUGUCAGCAAGAAAGUUGCUGAAGAUGGUUGGAUUUCACUUUGGAAGGGCUGGGUUCCCACUGUUCUUAGAGAUGUACCUUUCUCAGCAAUGUACUGGUAUAACUAUGAAAUUUUAAAGAAGUGGUUGUGUGAGAAAUCUGGUUUAUAUGAACCGACAUUUAUGAUCAACUUUACUUCAGGGGCAUUGUCUGGUUCUUUUGCAGCUGUUGCAACUUUACCAUUUGAUGUGGUAAAAACACAAAAGCAGACCCAACUUUGGAUAUAUGAAAGUCAAAAAAUUUCUAUGCCUUCGCACAUGUCAACUUGGGUUAUAAUGAAGAACAUUGUUGCUAAAGAUGGAUUUUCUGGAUUAUUUACAGGCCUGAUUCCUCGCUUAAUUAAAAUUGCCCCUGCUUGUGCCAUUAUGAUCAGUACAUAUGAAUUUGGAAAGGCAUUUUUCCAGAAACAAAAUAUUCAAAGGCAACAAUUCUAGUGAUGCUGUUUCAACUUUAAACACCUGUACCAAAUAAGAUGGAGAUUCUUGGGCAAGAACUUUUUUCAUGUUAUUCUGUUAUACAAUGAUUUUAUGUCUUUCUUUCCAAUAAUUUAAGUGAAUCAUUUCUGUUGUACCUCUUAAGUCAUAAUCCUAAUUUUAAAAUAAAAAUUUUCUUAUUUUUGGAGAUUUCUUAAAAGAUAAUUCAGAAAUCACAACCACUUAGUAUUAUUGUAAAGAAAAAGAAAAUUUAUUCCAUAAUAUCAAAAGCAGUCUCUGAGAAUUUGAUAUUAUACAUUUCAGUGUAACUUAAUCUUAUUGUAUGUCAGAUACAUCAGAAUUGUUUGAAUUGUGUGCUAAAUGAUGAAUAGUAUAGAAGAUAAAAAGCUCAUUUUGUGCACAUUUAAAUCAUGUACAUAGAAAUUUCAGUAGAUAAUAGAAGUUGUUAAAUAACAUGUUUUCUAAAUAUUACCUGUUAAUUUCUUAAAUUCAAAUGCAUUGUUUGCCCCCAAGUUACUGUGUCAUGGUCUCAUAUGAAUUAGGAUUUUUCUAAUUAAAGGAAUGACAAUAUAAUCUGUAUGAAUCAUAAUAUUAUCAUUUGUGUGAUGUGGAUCUUGCCACUUUUGAUGAUGAAAGACCUUAUCUACUGUUUCUGUAAAAAAAAGGGAGUUUUUAUUGAUUGUAGGAAAUGUUCACUUUCACUCAAACUUGGGUUUUCAGUGGAAAACAGUAUUGCAUUUAGACUAGUCUUAAGUAAAUAGUCUGGGCACAGGAAUGGCCUCUGGUUUUUAUCCAGUGUGUUAUCCAAGUAUCAUUAUUGAUGGGAGUUCUUUUGCUCAUUUCUAUUGACUAUUUUCUAAUAAGACAGAUAUCAUGACAGGUUGAACUUCCCUAAUUUGAAAAUCAAAAAUCUGCAGAGCCCUAAAAUCCAAACUUUUUGAGUGUUGACAUGACAUCACAAGUGGAAAAUUCUACAUCUGACUUUGUGUGAUAGACUGUGUACAAAAUGCAGGGACACUAAAAAUAUUGCAUAAGAUUAUCUUCAGGUGAUAUAUAUAAGGUAUACAUGAAACUUAAAAAUAAUUUUAUAGUUAGACUUGGGUUCCCGCUCUAAGAGAUCUCAUUAUGUAUAUGCAAAUAUUCCAGAAUCCAAAAAGAAAAAAAAGCAGAAAUCCAAUUCACUUCUGGUUAUAAGCAUUUUGAUGAGAUACUCAACCUAUACUAUAAUAAAUAUCAUAAAGUGUUUUCAAAAAUGUCCCUUAAUUUUACACUAUAUCACAUUUAUCACAAGACUAAAGAAGAAGCUGUUUCCUUCAAGAAAUUAUACAUAAGUAAUUGAGUUUAUGACUGUAUGAAGGAAUGAUAUAGGAAAAAGAUACGAUUGGGUAUGAUUAGGCUGGGAAUGUAGCUCAGUGACAGAGUGCUUGCCUAGUAUGCAGGAGACCCUGGGUUUGAUACCCAGCACGGGGUGGAGAGGGGAUAAGCUAGCAGGACAAGAAAUGAUACUUUUUAAAAUUUAUUUUUUAUUUUUCCCAGGAUCUAUAUCCUAUAAGAAAAAGCACUUUAUUGUAUUCUAUGUGUUUUAUGGAAAUGUAAGGCAUUUUUUUCCCUUGAAAGUAAUGUAUUUUGGUGAGAGAUCUUUUCUAGUAUUGGUAGGGGAAUUAAUAUAUUUUGUAGAAUAAUAGAAAAGCAUUUAAAUGUUUCAC